Centropristis striata (black sea bass) is the source of this 2015-nucleotide messenger RNA. It is a transcript of the gene samd1b, whose product is annotated as sterile alpha motif domain containing 1b. Bases 1 to 1962 code for a protein of 653 amino acids. The transcript has 7 exons. Lineage: Eukaryota; Metazoa; Chordata; Actinopteri; Perciformes; Serranidae. Gene Ontology annotation, molecular function: DNA binding; protein binding. The record is from RefSeq and is a predicted model, not a curated record.
AUGUCCGAGCCCAAUAAGUACCGGGAGUGGAUCCUGGAAACAAUCGACUCCCUCCGCUCGAGGAAAGCCCGUCCGGAUCUGGAGAGGAUUUGUCGAAUGGUCCGAAGACGACACGGGUCAGACCCGGACCGAACCAGGACAGAACUGGAAAAACUGAUUCAAGAGCAGACGGUGCUCAAAGUUAGCUACAAGGGCUCAAUAUCAUACAGAAACGCGGCGAAGGUGCAGAGGAAAAGCAGAAAGAAGAGUGAGUUUACGGCCGCUGGCAGCAGCAGCGCGGAGGCAGUGAGGGAGCGGACCAAACACGACCAUCUGAACAACAACGGCGACAGUGCGCACAGCUUCACCGACCAGGAGGAGGGAGAGGAGGACUCGGAGCCCAGCCCAGAUCCCAACACUCAAACACCAGCCAGCUGCGCCGACAAGAAGCUCAAGCCUGCUUCCUCCAGCCCAAGUAGCGGAAACGGGUGCCUCAGUUGUGGCGCAACAACGGGCUGCGCUGUCGGGAGCGGCUGCAAAGAGGAGAAAGCAAGUGCACUGAGAGACAAGGGAUUAGGACAGCAGGGAGCGGGGGACUGCCCGUCGCCCGGUCUCAGUCACAAAACAAACGCACACGACGGCGGCGAUGCCAGCAGGUUAACACCGAGCAAAGCUGAUGCAGUUCUUGGGGAGAAAGAGCUGUCCGGAGAUGACACCCACAACAAAACUUGCUCCGGGAGCGUUAACAACCUCCCGCAACAACAGAGACUGAAGCCAGCUUCUCAGCCCCUCAAGCCCAAACUUCGAGUCGGAGCAGGGGGCACCAAAACAGCGGGGAACCACGCCAACUCCGACCUGGGCGACAGAUUGGUGGCUUCUGUUCGCAGCCUGUCCGAGCGCAGCAUCCGAGGGGGGUCCUCCGCCGCGACCAGAGGCCACAUGAAGCCGCUCGGACUGAAGGAGAUUUUGGGCUAUCUGAGCAGCCAGGAGCGGCUGUCGGAGGAGAAGCUGACCCGAGGCAAAGUCAAAGUGGUGAUGGAGAGAGAGGUGGCGAGGGGCAGGCUGCGCAGGACCCGCUGCGGGAACAUUACUCUUCCUCUGAGGAGGAUGGUGGUGGAGGAGCCGACGGCUGAGAGACUUAUAAAGAGCGCACUGCAGGACAAGCACACCGUGAAGAAGCCGCCGUCCCCCUCUCUCCAGGAGCAUGAGCCGAUGGAAGCAGCCAGUGAAGAAGAGGAUCGGGAGGAGGAAGAGGAGGAGGUGGAGGAGGAGGAUCCCCGGAGUUCUGAUGAGGAGGGAGGACUAUCCCCAGUAGCCAUGACAACCGACCCAGAGCUCAUUGAGAAAACCACAGAAGAAGCUGAGAUCCAGGCAGCAUUGAAGCAGGAGAGCCUCCACCAGCAGCAGCACAGUGCUAAAGAGAUGUGCGGUCUUGAUUCCCUCACCAGGACGCCGCGUCCACCUGUUCAGGGAGCGUCCCUGUCACAAUGUAACAACACACACUCAGAGGAGAAGGCAGCCGUCCCUGAUCGCCAACAUAUGGAGGCAAAAGUAAGUAAUCAGAUGCAGCAUGACAGAAUCAACCACACCCCCUCAGCCUUUAACAGCUCGGAGUCUAAGACAGAGGUCGGAGUGUCGUCCUGCCUGCUCACACCCACUGCUUCCCCGAGAGACUCUGGCAUGUGUGAGGAACGAGGGAUGAACGGAGGAGUCAGCAGUGGAGGGUUUAUGAAGUCAGAGGGGGCCAGUGGGAGCCCGGUGGACUGGACGGUGUCUGAUGUGGUCAGUUAUUUCACAGCAGCAGGUUUCCCUGAGCAGGCUACUGCUUUCAGGACCCAGGAAAUCGAUGGCAAGUCUCUUCUCCUCAUGCAACGUAACGAUGUUUUGACUGGCCUGUCAAUCAGACUUGGCCCUGCCCUCAAGAUCUAUGAGCGUCAUGUAAAGGUUCUGCAGAAAACACACUUUGAGGAUGACGACUGUUAACAACAGUAAUACACACAGGCACACUGUUGUGUCUGUAUCUACAUAUAGCUCAA